Molecule: messenger RNA, 1695 nt
Organism: Coffea arabica (coffee)
Lineage: Eukaryota; Viridiplantae; Streptophyta; Magnoliopsida; Gentianales; Rubiaceae
Source: RefSeq, a predicted model, not a curated record
UGAACCGUGGUGUUAGGACAUCCUACUUUACACAAUCAAAAGGAAUCCCAAGUGGGCCAAGUCUACUUUAGCUAAUAGAGGUUUUCCACCAUACCUGUUAUGAAUCAGCCAGUCCCCAUCAAGCCUUUCUUCCUCUUUUCAACUCCCAAGUCACGUCUCUUCCUCGCUGGCUCGUUGUAGCUUCUGUGCAAAAUUUCACCGGCAAAGACCGUCGCCGGCUCGUAGCUUAGUAGCGAAUCUGGUGAGGGGUAAACUUCAAAGACCGCUGCUGGCUCAUUACCCACUUACCCCAUCUGUCUCCCUUGAAGUUGGAGAUUUUCAGCACUACCUUAGCUUGAGCUCGUAGGAAGCUGUCAAGGGUGAAAGAUCUAGGUUUCCGCAACCAUGACAACCAGAUUAGUGACAGUACCUGAAUUUUCAGAACCGCAAAACAAAACAGGUCCGAAAUGGGGAGAUGAAACAUAUCUUGGACAGGAAAGUUAUGCUGUUGUCCAAAACAUUUUUGAUCUUGAGAGUCAAAAGGUGGUCUUUAAAGGCGUAGGAGAAAUCAAAGAAUUUCUUUGUUUCUGUAAAAGUUGGAUUCUGGUCCGUCAAAGUGAAGAUGGAAAUUCCCUGGAUUCUUAUUGCAUUGUUAAUCCAGCUACAGAAGAGGUUGUUGACUUGCCAGCUUAUGAAUACUCCUUUUUUCCUACUGCAUUUGGUUUUGAUGUGAACGAUGAGAAUAGGCCAGAAGAUAUCAUCUUUUUCUGUUUUGAUAUCAAUACACGAAUGUUCCAGUGUAGGUUGUUGUACAAUGAUUCGAUCUGGCUACAACUGCAAGUGGGUGGUGUAGAAGACCUCCCUACCAAUGUGGACAACUAUAUGAGACCAAAGAAUGUGUUAGUUGAUUCUGAGAAUAGGUCCAUAUGGUUUACAUGUGACCAAUGUGUUUGCGUUUUCAAAUACCCAAAAGUUGAUGACGGUCCAGUGUCAUAUGAUGUCCCUCUCAGGUUUGUGUGUGAUGAUGCGCCGUUAAGCUUGGUCAGGUUGCACAAAGAUAUUUAUGUUGUGACUCUUGAUUAUUUGAGAAGAUGUUUUAAGGUGUUAAAAUUGGAAGCUAAUUUUGAACUGCAAAAGCUGCACUCUGAACCUAUUGUGAUGGAACAACAGCAUUGGGACUUAUUUAUAGCGUCUGGAAGAUCAGGUUAUGCCUUGUUAGGUGAAGGGACAAGCUCUUCCAAGCUGUACAUUGCUAACUUUCUGAAGGACAAUCCGCAUUGGGAACUUGAUGCAGAGUGUGCUUGUUAUGAUUUCUCAACCGGAGAGACAUCAGUACUUGUUAAGUGUCUUAGUGUUCAUGGUUGCGCCUAUCAGCAUCCUGGUUCAUAUUGGGAGUGCCGCUGCCACUCAGCAUGGAUACAUGGGAAUGAGUGAGAAUGAGAACAGAAGCAUUAUCAGAGACCAGUUUUGCCCAGGACAAGCAUUUAAAGUGCGCACACCUUUUGGGCAUUUAAUGUUACUUUAGUUGUAAUUUGAAGUAUCAACCUCGAGGAGACAGGAAUGGUCCAGCUUUUGAGGCGUUUAGCAAUGGCUAAGAAUGGAAUUUAAGCUUAAUGUGAACUAGUCUUUUGUACUUAUGCAAUGGCACAUAUUGAUGUUGUACUUGUCUGACUUUAUGUUUGGAUGGGGUUUUGAGUUGCGCCCUGUGGAGCAUGA